AUGAGGCUGGAGCGCGGCCGGCGGGCUUCUCUGGCACUCACCCUCAAUUUUUUGGCGUUUGCAUUUGCCCUGUCGGCAGUGACCACCAGCUACUGGUGCGAGGGGACCCGAAAAGUGCCCAAACCAUUCUGCACUGGGCCACCAGUUAAGGUGAAGCAGUGGUUCUGCAUCCGCUUCAACAGCUCCAACAUCAAUGACAGCCGGCUGGUGCAGUAUAUUUUUGAGACCGGCGAAGAGAAGUUCCUCAUGCGGAAGUUUCACACAGGGAUCUUCUUCUCCUGCGAGCAGGCAGCAGAUAUGAAUGGUAAGAAACAUUACCUGAACUUGGCUGAGGCUCUGCCUUUUUUUAUACCAAAGAGAAGAAAGUCAAACUACAAUUAGGAAGAACUGUGAAGAAUUGAUGCUAAUUUAAAGUAGCUCAUUGGGAGUGGUUAGCUCUCAGUGCCCUAAGGUUUGGAAUGAGCUCUUUCUUAAAAUAAAAUCACAAAUCAAAAGGAAUAAACUUUGAAGCUAAGAAACACACAUAGAAUAUGAACAGUUUCGCUUUCUCAGAACAAGACCACUUAAUUUCUAUUGUCAUUCUGUAGUGUUAAGCAUUGCUAACACAGCUAAUGCUAAUCAGAAUCAAAUUCAGAUUUUUCAGUUCAGGUUGUCAAGGAGGUUGUUGAACCACCAUAUAUGAUUUGGAGACUUAUGCAAGAAUAAACAUUUUCAGAGUGAUGGUUUGUAUUCCUAUCAGAAGAGUCAUUUAAUCUGUUGACCUCCAUCAAUAUGAGCAGCAGCUUCCCAGAAAUAAAAUCAUAAAACUCCAUAAAGCUUUGUGUAGUUCAUAAAUCCUCUUUUCUACCUGUCCUCUUUGUGUGGACUUAUUUGAAAUCAUACUUCAACGUUUGAGAAUAAAAAUGUGCACUCUUUAGGACCAACACAGAGACUGCUUGGAGACAAAGAGGUUGAUUUUAGAAAAGACAGACUAUUUUUACUCAAAAUAAUGUCUGUAUUUGUGUUAUUAGUCCUUGUUUUAAAGCUUUGUUUCGACUGUUCCUCUGGAUUAUUCUGAGUGAAACUCUACCUUAUCAUUAUAAGAUAUAGACUAUAACUGGAACACUAGCUUUCAUAAAUUUGACAUUAAAAUGUUAAAGUAAUUAGUACAGGUAGGGUUUUUGAAGAAAUGUAUAUUAAAUUGAUUUGAAUAAUGUCAAUGAAUAAUAUAAGAAAUUGACAGAUGUGGAAAAAGAAUAUUUUGUCAAAAGUUUGUGUUCCCAUGCUUUUUUUUUAUCUCAGGCUUCGACUGUCGAGACUUCUCAGAGAUCGCGCCUGAACAUGAGCGAGGUAAAGAAUAAAAGUUUGACUGUUUUUCUUUAAAAAUUUGAAAUAUAUAUAUAUAAAAAAAAAAAAAAAAAAAUCAGACAAAAGACUUUGGUCCUUUAAGUAUCAGCUCUAAAUAUGGCUGCUUAUAUUUAUUUGUUGCAAUAAAUCUGUCAAAAGAGUGGCUCCCCCGGUGAGGUUGGAGAACCCCUGGGGUGAAGUCACAUCCCACUGAUGGAGGCGCAUUCCAAAAAAUGUUUCUUUAUUACUUAAAAAAAAAAAAAAAAUCUUUUAUACACAAAUUUUAAUAUACAUACAAUAAUAGUUGUUACAUUUCAUAUAAGAUAAUGCAAACAAAGAUAAUUAAUUUUAACAGCCCCUCAUUGUCCAAGUCUCUGGCACUGUUGUUUUUGGGGUUACAGGCUAAUAACUUUAGGAACUCCUGAGUAAGACAUUUCAAAAUGUGACUGUCUAAGAAAAAAGUAUCUGUAGUGACUGUCAGGACUGAAGUUGAAAUAAUUUCAACCAUUUGUUAUAGAUGUUAACAGAUGUUAUUUUUGUCAUCUAUUUUAAUAAAAACUAAUUUAUUGUUACCUGUCACCUGUGUUACCCUGAACUCCUUUUUUUCACCUGACCUACAUGUGCCACUUGUAAUACCUGUGUUAUCUGUGUAACCUUUGUCACCUGUUUAACUCGGGCCCCUGUUUUACCGGUGUUACUAUUUCACCAUUAUCUGCAUUAACUGUGUUGCCCAUGGUACUUGUUUUUUGUUACCUGUGCUGUCUGUGUCACAUUCUGUAACCUGUGUUACUUGCGCCACAUGUAUAACCUGUGCUAUAUGUGUUACCCAUAUUAUCGUGGUUACUUGUGCCACCUGUGUUACUAUCUGUGUGUGUGUAACCUGUUUUCCGUUGUGUUACCUCCGAUACCUGUAUGACUUAUUUCCUCUCUGUUGCCUGUGUUUCCCUUGGCACUUGUUUUGCGUGGGUUGACAUAUCACCUGUGGUACCUGUGUUUUUGCCAACCUGUGUAAUUUUUGUUACUUCUGUUGCCUGUGUUACCUGGUUUUGGUUGCGUAAUCUUUCACAUGUGCCACCUGAACUGUCUGUGUAACCUUUGCCACCUGUGUUGACUGUGUUACAUUUCUCACACUGAUUAACUGUGCUGCCUGUGUUACCUAUAUCACCUAUGUUGUCUAUAUAUUAUAUGGGUUAUCCAUGUUGUCUGUGUUGCCUGUGUAAUCAUGGUUUCCUGCAUUUCCUGUGUUACCUAUGUUGCCUGUGUUUUAUUGGUAACCUGUGUUACCCAUGUUGUCUAUGUUGUCUUUGCCACCUGUGACCUGUGUUACCCACGGUUCUUUUUUUCCAUUGUAACCUGUGUGCAUUAUGUUGCCUGGGUUUCCUGUAUUACCUGUGUUCGUUUUUAUAUCUGUGUAAUUUGUGUUGCCCUUGCGACCUAUUCCACAUCUGAUUUCCGUGUUACUCGUGCAAACUAUGUUGCCUCUGAACCCUGUACUAUCUGUGCCACCUGUGUUACUUGUGUAGGUGUGCUGUGGUUGUGUAUUGUGGCAGAAAGCCUGUACCUCACCCUCCUGUUUGCAGGGGGCGCUCUGAUGGCAAUGGAGCAGUGUCCCUGUUUCAGCAUCAUGAACAAACUGAAGCUCAGUGCCUUCGCUGCCCUUUGCACAGCCCUCUCAGGUUAGACACAGAAAGCACACACUUACAUGGGUGUCUCUGUUAAAUAGCCACUUACUUUUGUUUAUUUGAGAUACAUUUGUCUGUUAAAUUUUUUAUGUAACACACACACUCGACUGUUUUAUUACCUGUAGACAGGCUGCAGCAGGUGUCUGUUAGUGUGAUUGACAGUAGUUACACAAUCACAAAAUCUCUGUUCUGAACUAAUCUCUACUGUAUGUGAGGGGACUUAACUGAGCACUAUACAAUGUCUGCUCCACCAAUGAGGGAAGUAAACAAUUCAAAUCUGUAGUCUUUCUGCUAGGUAGUGCUAAAUAUUCCUAUUUCUACACACUGUACCUUUAACUACCUGUGUGGGUCAUCUGUGUAAGCUCCCUUCUUGUGUCAGUUUCCAGUGUAAAUUCCCUGUGUAAGCUAACUGCAUCAGAAAUGCUAAUUAUCUUUAUUAUCUACCUACGUUAGCUAGCUACCAUGUUAGUUAUGAGCAAUAUCUGUGCCAGCUACAGUGUCGGUGUCAGUAAACUCUGUUAGCCGUGCUAACUACAUGUGUUAACUGUCUGUAUUAGCACAACAAAUGUAUGCAGACAGUGGGGGAUCAGAGGAAACUGUCACUUACAGAUAAUUUCUUCCUGGUUACAUGUUAAUGGUCCAGAUAACAGAAGUAAUAAUGAAACCUAUGAGAAAACUUUUUAAAUGCACGUUUGGUGUUACUUUGUUUUUUCACAAAUUUCCUUGUCAAGUAAUUUUUUUCAUAAAAGUUAAAUAAGUAUCAUCAGGGGAAGCAUUUCACUUAGGUUUCAGGAUGUCUUAUAAUAAUUUGUACUUUUCAGCCAGUGAGGGAUCCAAAACCACAACAACUUUAUUAGCAGGGAUUUAAACUCCACUGUCUCUUGUGAAAAUAUGUUUGCACUUCAGUAAGGGUGAGCUAAAUCACUCUUUAAAAUUCACAUACAGUUGUGUUGAAGCACUGAUUUCCACAGCUAGGUCCUCUGCUGUGCACUGUAUUAACUGCUUAGUAUUGAUAAUGGUGUUUAGAUAAAGCCUGUUUAGCAUGUUGGAGGAUGGAGCUGGCAAUUCCUGUAACAAAGAUGGGACCUUAAGGAAGAAGGGGCAAACAGGCUCAGUUACGCACAGCAACUGACCAUGCUGCAUUCACUGACCAUCCUGUAUUGACUGACUGUGCUGCAUUUACUGACUGUGCUGCGUUCAAAGGGGGGAUUUACUGCUUUCUGGACUAAUCGGAUUGGAGCUCAUGCAGUAGUUUGGGCUGAGCCAAGACCUGCCCAGAGGAGCUCCCUUCUGAGCACCCCCACUCCUGUUGUUAUGUGUUAAUCCCGAGGAAAGCAGCUGUGGAGAAGGAGACUGCUGCAUGAUGGAGAAAACACAGAGUUAACCUCACUUUUGGUUUAUCGUAGAAGCUUGAUUGGUUAGAUUUCAGUGUUCAGAGCUUUACCUACUUUCAUACAUUUAACAUCCGGCAGAAAGAUUCAGAGGCCACAAGAUAAACAGGAAGGGAAGUAAAGCAGAUAAAGAGACAGUUAACAGUUCACCGUGAGGCAACAUCAGAUAUUAAGUAUAUUGAGGAAAGAACACUUAACAACCUGAGCAGAGUUUUCCACGUCUGAUGAAAAAAAGUCAUUUGCAGCUGGGAUGAUGAGAUUUUCUUUACCUGAUAGGGAAGGUUUUGGAUUAAACAACAGGUGUGUCUGUGUGCUGACAGGUGGGAGAAAACUUGUCUGGAUAUUUAAAAAAUAUUAUUUAUUUUUAUUUAUUUAUUUAAUUUACUUAAUGUACCUCUUAAAUAAAUUUAUUCAAUUUUUUUAAGAGGGGAUAAAAGUUGUUUCAUGUUUUGAUUGUUUAUGGAUAGCAGAUACAAAGCAAAAUAAGAGAAUCUGCAUCACAGACAGCUCCCUACUGAGAAUCAGCUCCUUGGAAAGCUCCACAUCAGUCCAUUAAAGUCUUUCACAAGUAAACUAUGUAAUAAAUAAUCGUUUAUUCAAUGUGAAUAAAAAGACAUGCUUUUUGGUUUUAAAGUGGAUUUAUCGAAGAUGUUAAACCUCGUUUGGUGUCCUCAGGUCUUUGUGGGAUGGUGGCCCACAUGAUGUUCACCACCAUCUUCCAGCUGGCUGUAGCAAUGGGACCAGAAGACUGGAGACCAAAGACCUGGGACUACAGCUGGUCUUAUGCGUGAGUAACAAUAACUCAAAUCAAAAUGGUUUGAAAUCUGUACAUAAACAUGUAUUAUAACUCCUUUUAUGGUCAAUCAAUGAUUUCAAGUCUCAUUUGUGUUGUUUUGAUGUCAAAAAGAUGGCUGAUUGACAGCUUGGUUUAAAAAUAUGGGCUCCAGCUGCAUUUUCAACAGAUAAGUAGAGGAGAUGAGAAAUGGCUUUUGAAAACAUAACAAACAGAGACUAAACAGUCAUUGAACUUUGUAUUACCAUUAGUGUCCAAUUCCAGCCAACUGCACCCAGUUUUUUUUUUUUUUGGUGUCUCAAAUGUAUGUUUUUUGUUAGCAAAAGGGCUGCGAUGUCCAUCCCAUGACUCCACCUGCCACUGCUCAUGCCUUGGCCUCACUCGUGAAUUAUGUCAGCACCCAUCAAGACAGCAUUUUAGCUUCACAUCUCACAAUGGUUGGUGGUAGAGGAAUGUUGUUAAUGGUUGCAAACAUCGAACCAACAGUCAGAUAAUAAGCAGUAUGUAGAUCGUUGUGGGUGUAAAGAAGGUAACAUAUUGGUAUAUGGUUUCAGACACAGCUAGAGUUGACCAGAAUGUCUGACUUGUUCUCACAGGUUGUUUGAUCACUUUAGGUUAUUUAGAUGGACAGUUAAGUCAAGCUGUUGAGCUUGAACCAGGUAUCCAUUGAAUUAUUGUCAAGAGUAUGUCCACCUCCUUUAUGGUAGGUGCCCCCUAAAUCCUCCAUUGCAAUGAGGGCUAGAUCCCAGCUGACCAAUAAGUAACAUACCAAAAUGAUCAACAAACACAUAAGAAGCAAACCAGGUUGAAUGUUCAAUGGCUAAAGCAUCGUCAACUUUACAGAUGUUGACCCUGCAUAUAUGCAAUCUGUACCUUUGACGGCAUGGUUGACGGUUUGAGAAGCAGUUGAAAAAAUCUGAGCUUUUGAGGCAGAUUUGAAAAAAGCGUCCCAACCCCCACACACAAACCUCUCCCCUCUAUGCCCCGGAACCUGUAUCACCCUCCCUACGACACAGCCCCUCUGGCAGAGCAAGAAGUCGGCUGGCAGAAGAUCCUAUGCUAGCUUCAAAUAGGAUUCACAAUGUCAGAUCGCUAGUGACUAGCGUCAGUAAACACCAGCUCUCCUAGUGAGCACCAUUUGCAGCUGCCUGGACAGCUACCGUGUUGACAUUGCAGAGACUAAUCAGAGUUAUUUAUGUAACAUGUGCCACAAUAAAAGGCAAAAAUUACCUGUUCAACAAAAACUCUGCUGUCUCGGCGUCUGUUUUCAGGCCCAAAUCCUGGCAGAGCUUUCUCCACCACUCGAAGGAUGACUCGAUGUUUAUUCGAGUCAGAUUCCUUGCUUGGUCACAUUUCCUCUUCUUUUGUCGGCUUGUGUUUUCUUCCCACUUUUGGCGAUGGGGCAAGCAGAGGUGUUUUUUUUUUUUGCGUCCUUCUCCAUCACAGCUCCUGUGGCUAAGCUGCUACGCUACUUUUAGCUGCUCAGAGCUCUGAGGAGGGCCGGGAGAGUGGGAGGGGACGAGUCAGAAACAUGGGAGAGGGGUGUGUCGAAUACAGCAAGGUGAUUGGAUGGAGAGGUGGAGCAGGAGAUUGACCAAUAGGAGCUGUACGGGACAGAUGGCUCCUAUUGGUCAAUGUUUUUGCAGUCCUGCACCUGCUAGGGUGAACGUUUUUUUUCCAUUCUUUUUUUUCUUUACUUUGUGGAGAUCGCACUAAAGGACCAUGAUCGCCAUAUAAACAAGGUUCAUAAUAAUUACAGAUAUCUCCAGUUGUCAACCAUUUCUUUAACUACUUGCACUCCUUUAUUGUCCUCAGGUUGGCGUGGGGCUCGUUUGGUACCUGUAUGGGCUCUGCGGUGACAGCGCUCAACAGGUACACAAAAACCAUCAUGGAGUUCAAAUACAAACGAAGAAACAUUGAGAAGAGUUUGAUGAUCAAACAGAAGAUGAUGGAGCUCGAUCUGCCUGACCAAGUAUGGGACAUGUACUUGACCUCUGACCCUGCAGACCCCGAGGCUCCCCCACCUGACCCUCCUGCCAAUGGACUUAAACCGUCCACUGGAACCACGUAUGAGGUGGAGCUGGAGGACGGAGCAGAGACGCAGGGAGAGGCUUACUGCUGA
Xyrichtys novacula (pearly razorfish) is the source of this 7314-nucleotide messenger RNA. The record is from the annotation of a GenBank genome assembly. NCBI's taxonomy places the organism in Eukaryota, Metazoa, Chordata, Actinopteri, Labriformes, Labridae.